Messenger RNA from Trichomonas vaginalis G3, 3081 nucleotides. Its product is annotated as Second domain of FERM family. The transcript has a single exon. The record is from RefSeq and is a predicted model, not a curated record. The coding region runs from base 1 to 3081 and encodes 1026 amino acids. NCBI's taxonomy places the organism in Eukaryota, Parabasalia, Trichomonadida, Trichomonadidae. Gene Ontology annotation, cellular component: cytoskeleton.
AUGUCACUUUCCAUUUAUGAUCCGGACACAAAUGUUUUGGAAGACAAAAUUUCUUUUACGAAAAUUCUUCAAUUAUCAUGUGUUGAAGAUAAUUUGUCAAUUGUCUUCUUCAUUUCGAAAGGUGUUACAGCCAAAUACACAUUUAUCUGUGACAUGGCCAAAGAAAUGAACGAAGUAAUUGAUCAACAAAUUAAUAUCAUCAAAAAACUCAUGGUUCAACGAGCAAAGAGGACGGAAUUGCUUCCACCAAUCAUUUCCUCGAAGUAUCGUGUUACUCUUCCCACUUCAAGGUCAUUAUUAGCAACAACAGACAUUCCUGAAUAUGAUUACGACAUAAAUUAUACAGGAGAACUGUUAACAAGUGUUGCAGAGAAGAAUAUUGGCUUGGAACAUGAUGACAACCAUAUUCCUUUCGUAUGUUUGGCACCUGAAUUAUACAGAUUUGUCUUCAAAGAUGAAAUUUUGGCACUUUUGAACAUAUCUACAGGUAUGACUGUCUUCAUCAUCAAUAAAAUGGAAGAUAUAGAGCUUACUUAUUCCAAUGACCGAGUAGAAACAGUCACAUUAGAUAUGACAAAAACUGUUGAAAGUUUGACAGCCGAUGCAUUUGCGAAAAUCAAAUUCCCUGCAUUGACAGGUUAUUCUUUUUGGAAGGAAAUGGAUGAUGGAACACUAUUCCCUUUGGAUGUAAGAUUCACUAUCCCGGAACAAGUCGGAGAUUACAAAAAACUCAAACUUUUAAGAAGAUUUUUCAUUCUUUCCGGUGAAAUUCUUGUUUCUCUCGAUGUUUCAAUGAUGGUUAUGCAAGAAACUAUCAAAUUAAUAUCAGAAGGAAAGACACCAACAGCUGAUCCAACGUUACUUGAACUCUGUGUUUUAUAUGCUUAUGCAACACAGUGUAACACUCCAUCAGAUAUUGAUGAGAUUCGUGACUUUUCUUUCUUGAAUGUUUUGAUGCCUCCUGGAAGACAAAUGGAUGAUAAUUUCAUGGUCAAAUUACAACAGCAAAUCAAGAUGUAUCCUCCUAAAGAUAAAUUCCAAGCUAUCAAGAAGUUCAUUGGUAUAGAAAGAGGUUUAGAUAUGUUUGGUUAUGAAAGUUAUCCAUGCAAAUUCAAAGAAAUAAAAAGAGGUCACAGAAACAAAACAUUACCUGAUUUCCAGUUCACUUUAGCUCCACUUUAUUUCUUGAUUGGACAGAAUAAACCAGGCAUUCCUCCUGUUUAUCAAAUUGGCUACAGAUACAUUAUUAAUUACCAAAUAUUAGAUAAUACAUUGAUGAUUAAUUUCGUUGCAGAUGAGCAUAGAAACUUGAUGCAAGUGAAAUUAACAUUUGAUGUAACAGAAAUCACCAAAGUUGUUAUGCUAUUGGAUUAUAACAUCAAACUGUUACAUGACUUGUUGAACCAAAAGGAAAUGAUGAAAAGGAAAAUGCUUGAAGAAGAAGUUAAAAUGCUUUCAGGUGGCUUCGUUGAUCAAAGAGGUGUCAUCCAUGGUCCGAUGUGCGAUUUCUAUUUCACGAAAGAUCCAACUAAGUUUGAAAACUUAGAGAAAGAAUGGAUUGACUUGAAAUACAAUGGAAAACAACUAGCAAAAUUGUUGUCAAUAUGGCUGAAACAACCAAAAGAAGUCAAUUAUUGUGUUUUGUAUAGAACUCCUGAUAAAGAUUAUCAAUGGAUUGAUUACACGAGAAUAUUGAAAUCGUAUCAUCCAAUGAGAGCUUCUACAUUGAUUUUGUUGGAAAAGAAUCCAACAAUCAAAGUCAUUCCUAUUGGAAGUAAAACACCACAAAUGAAAGAAGUCAAAAUUGAUAUUUCUAGUUCAAUUGGAGUUUUACUUCAAGAUCUUUGCCAAAUGUUUUCUAUUCCAAUGAUUCCUGGUUUGACAUUGGCAUAUGAAAAAUAUGGAAAUUUGCAGUAUCUCGAUAUCAGUAGAUCUAUUUCUGAACAAGCGAAUACCACUGAAGUUUUCUAUAUUAUGUUGAGACAUUUCACUUUCUCAACAGCUAAUAUGGAUUACGAAACAUUAUGGUUCUUGUUCUUGCAAACAAGAGAAUGCAUUUUAAGAGGAAUUUAUAAGAUAAGUUCUGAAGAUAUGUCUAAUCUUUGUUUCUUCCAAGUUGCUGCUUUCACGAACCAAACACCAAAUAUGAGUUCAAUUCCUCAAAAUGAUAAAGAAUGGGUUCCUGCAGGUCAAAACAGACCAUCAAAAAGUGCCGUUGAAUCAGUUUUCAAUGUUUUGAUGUCACAAUAUCUUAAUUUGGAUAGCUACCAAGGUGCACAGUUAUAUAUAGAAUACGCAAGGAAGAUCAAAGGAUUUUCUGUCAUUGUGUUUAAUGUUGAAGCUGAUUUAGGUUUCGGAGCUGAAGAACAGCCAAAACAAAAGUUACAAAUUGGUCAAGAAAACGUGACAAUUUGCCAUUAUGACACCAAGAAAUUAUUCUUGGAAUUUCCAAUUGAAAACAUAUUGGAAGUUCAUGGAAAGAUCAAUGAAAUAGAGAUCAAAUACAGAGAUGAAAACUAUAAUGCCAAAUCGUACUACGCGUUUACAGAAGAAGCUGUAAAUAUCUAUUACAUUUUCAUUGAAAUCAUGAACAUUCGAAGUCUCAAUUUAUGUAAUUUGGCAGAAAAAGCAAGACAAAUGAACAAAAUCAUGGAUUCUUCAAACAUGUUUAAAGUAAUGACAUAUGCUACAUUAAGUAAAAGCAAAGGAGAGUUCCUGGAAUAUUCAAAAUACAUGUCAGGAUUCGAUGUAAUUCAAUUGGCAAUUACUAAAUUAGAUUUGAAUCCUUAUGUCGAAUAUAUAAUGAUUUGUCAAGUUGCAAACGCUUUUUAUAACUUUGUUGAUUUGCAAGCACCAAUUGGUGUUGUUAAUCCAACAGAGAAGUCCUCCCUUUAUAUAUUCCCACGUAUUUCUCGUAUUCCUGUUCAAAAUGAAGCCGGAGAAUUCGAAUUCAUUCCAAUAGAUUUGACAAAACCACUUUACGAAGCAAUUCCAAGACUUGCUUAUAAGUUCUUUAUCAAGUACUAUGUUGGAUACGCAAUCUUCAAGGAUUGGGAAAAAGAAAACAAACUUAUAAAAUAG